Messenger RNA from Sungouiella intermedia, 2469 nucleotides. NCBI's taxonomy places the organism in Eukaryota, Fungi, Ascomycota, Pichiomycetes, Serinales, Metschnikowiaceae. The record is from the annotation of a GenBank genome assembly.
AUGGGUAAAACACAGAAAAAGAAUAGUAAAGGUCGUUUAGAUCGCUACUAUUACCUUGCCAAAGAGAAAGGAUACAGAGCACGUUCUUCAUUCAAGAUUAUCCAAAUUAAUGAGAAAUAUGGACAUUUUUUAGAGAAGUCGAAAGUUGUGAUUGAUUUGUGUGCUGCUCCAGGUUCAUGGUGUCAGGUUGCUUCUAAUUUGUGUCCCAUCAACUCCUUAAUCAUUGGUGUGGAUAUUGUUCCAAUCAAACCACUUCCAAACUGUAUAACAUUUCAGUCUGAUAUCACUACUGAGGACUGUAGAUCUAAACUCAGAGGACACUUAAAAACGUGGAAAGCAGAUACUGUUCUUCAUGAUGGUGCUCCAAAUGUCGGUUUAGGUUGGGUCCAAGAUGCAUUCACUCAAUCUCAGUUGGUGCUUAAAGCCUUAAAGCUUGCAGUUGAGAACUUGACCCAAGGAGGAACAUUCGUUACCAAAGUUUUCAGGUCGAAGGACUACAACAAUUUGAUGUGGGUUUUCCAGCAGCUUUUUGAAAAGGUAGAAGCAACCAAACCUCCAGCUUCUCGUAAUGUCUCGGCUGAAAUUUUUGUGGUUUGUAAAGGUUUCAAAGCGCCAAAGAAAUUGGAUCCCCGCUUGUUAGAUCCUAAGGAGGUCUUUGAAGAGUUGGAGGCAGGAAAAAUCAAUAAUGAAGCGAAGGUGUUCAAUCCUGAAAAGCGUACUAGAAAGAGAGAAGGUUAUGAUGAAGGGGAUUAUUUGCAAUACAAGGAAAUGCCCCUUUCAGAAUUCAUCAGGGACGAUGAACCGAUCAAUACUCUUGGAACUUUGAACAAACUUGCAGAGUAUGAAAAGGAGGAUACUGAAUGGAAGAUGCUUAGAAAGUUGAGGCAUUGCACUCCCGAGUUUCGUGAAUGUAUCAAAGAUUUAAAAGUUUUAGGAAAGAAAGACUUCAAAUUAAUUUUGAAGUUUCGGAAGGAAGCAAGGGCACUUUUGGGACUCGACGAUGAAGAUGAAAGUGGACAGCAACAGAUCGAAGUUGAGCCGCUCACUGAGGAAGAGCAAAUUAAUCGCGAGCUUGAACUGUUGAAAAAGAAACAAUCCCAAAAGUUGAGGAGGGAGAAGAAACGCUCAAAUGAGCAAAAACAGAAGGAAAUCAGACGUAUGCAAAUGAACAUGUUAACCGACAUGAGUAUUGGAAUCGAAGCCGAACAAAUGGGUUCAGAUUCUUUAUUCAACCUAAAGAGUGCAGAAAGAACUGGACAAAUUGAAGAUUUAGCAAAAGGAAAGAAAAGAAUGAUCUUUACUGAAGAGGAGAGGGCGCGGGGUACCGAAAUAGAUGCUGGUGAUGAGCAGUCGGAUCUUGAUACGGACGGUGAAUUAGAUUCCUUGGAGGCCCAAAUGGACGCCAUGUAUGAACAAUUCAAGCAAAAAAGGGCAGAAAAAGAUUCAAACUACAAGGCAAGGCUUGCUAGGGGAGAUCAUGAUGAUGAUGCGUGGGAUGGAAUUACUUCUGACAAGGAUAAUAGUGACGAAGAGUACGAAAAGGACUUCGAAAUGGAUAUUGAUUCAGAUGAUGAAUCUGACGACGAUGCCCAAAUCGAAGCUAUUAUUGAAAAAAAGAGAAGGGAAGAGCUUUCAAAGAAUGCUAAAAUUUUCUUCGAGUCGAACUCUGUUUUUGGAGACCUUAAUGAGGACGACCUUCUCACUUCCUUCACCAAACCACAACAAACUCUGCUUUCCAUACCGGUAGCUUCGUCCAAGACAUUUCCGAAUGCAGACGACUCGUCACUCACAGAUGACGUGGAAUCAGAUUUCGAAAUUGUUGCUGAAGAGCAGGAUGUGGACAGUGACUCUGAAUACGACUCUAAUGAGGAGAAAUUAGGUCUGCAGUUGAGGAAGGCACAAUCACACAAGGAAAGAGUUGACUUAGCCACAGUCGAGGCCAUGACAUUAGCCCAUCAAGUUGCAUUAGGGAAGAUGAACAAGCAUGAUUUGAUCAAUGAAGGUAUCAACAAAUACUCUUUUAGAGAUCGUGAUUUGCCAGAAUGGUUCAUUGAGGAUGAAAAGAAACACUCCAAGAUCAUCAAGCCAAUAACAAAAGAAGCUGCUGCUGCAAUUAGAGAGAAACAGAAAGAACUCAAUGCCAGACCUAUCAAGAAAGUCUUAGAAGCGCAAGGUAGAAAGAAGAUGCGUGCAUUAAGAAGACUUGAGAAGCUUAAGAAGAAGAGCGACAUAAUUAAUGAGGACAGUGCUAAGAGUGAGCGAGAUAAGGCCGACGAAAUUCUGAGAUUGAUGAGAAGGUUGACAAAGAAGCAAAAGACCAGACCAAAGGCGACUCUUGUGGUGGCUAAGGGCAACAACAGAGGUUUGAGUGGAAGACCUAAAGGUGUUAAGGGUAAAUAUAAGAUGGUGGAUGGAGUUAUGAAGAACGAGCUGCGAGCAUUGAAGAGAAUUGCAAAAAAGCAUAAAUAG